This is a messenger RNA of Drosophila subpulchrella, 2581 nucleotides long. It is a transcript of the gene NO66, whose product is annotated as bifunctional lysine-specific demethylase and histidyl-hydroxylase NO66. Gene Ontology annotation, molecular function: histone H3K36 demethylase activity; histone H3K4 demethylase activity. Lineage: Eukaryota; Metazoa; Arthropoda; Insecta; Diptera; Drosophilidae. The record is from RefSeq and is a predicted model, not a curated record. Gene Ontology annotation, cellular component: nucleolus. Bases 104 to 2242 code for a protein of 712 amino acids. The transcript has 2 exons.
AUAGCUGUAAAAGUAAGCACGUGCAGAAGACGUUUAAAUGUGCAUGAGAGCAAUAAAUAGCCGUUGUUAAGAUCCCAAUUUGUUUUGAAAAACACUUCGCAAAAUGCCAAAAACAGCGGAAGCACAGGGCAGUCGCAAGAAGCCCAAAAGCCCGAGUAACGGUACAGCUAAAGCCAAGAAAACUGCCAAAUCGGAUAUCAAUAUGGCCGAUGUGGAUAUGCUCCUCAAUCCGAGCUCCAAACUAACCAAGGAACAGAAGGAGAGGCGCAAAAUGCUGGAGGACUAUGUGACCACCGAAUUUGAGCGGGCAGCUGAAAAUGGAUCUGGGGACUCCAAGGGCGAGUCCAGCCAAUCCUCGCCAGAAGAGGCCCGCUCCCUGAAGGGCAAAUCGAAGGCAGCCAGGCCCACGGAUCGCAAGCGACGCCUGCAAGCUGAGGACUCACCACCAGCGGAUACAAAUAACAACAAGAAGGAGGCCAAGGUGGCCAAAGAACCUGCCCAAGGAGCCACUUCCAACCGCAACAAACGCCGCAGUCAGGGCUUGGAAAAGACCUCGCCGAUUCAGGUCAAUGGCGAGGCUCUGGCCUGUCCCUUGGUGAGAAAAUCCCUGCCAGCAGCCAAAACGGGCGCCACUGCAUCCAACAACAAGUCCCCAGUGCGUGGAGGUCCCGCAAAAUCUUGCCCGCUGCCAGAGAAACGCAAAUCCUUGCCGUCGGGCAUGGCCAAGUCCUGUCCUCUGCCGCCCAAAAAGGGCAACCCAGUCACAAGCCCACAGAUUAAGCAGGAAUUGCCGGAGGAAGAUGACUAUGCCGAGGAGGAUGAGGAGCAGCUUAUUGCCACCGGCAGCAGUCAUGACCAUCAAGCAGAGCCCCCGGCUUUACCCGCAGAAAUCCACAAAGCCGACAGCAUCGAAGAGGGUCGUCGCAUCCUGCAGUGGAUCCUCAAUCCCGUCAAAACCGAACACUUUUUCGAGGACUUUUGGGAGAAAAACGCCUGCCUGGUGCAGCGCAAGAAUCCCAAGUACUACAGCGAUCUUAUAUCCUUCAAGAUGAUCGACGAGAUGCUGAUUCGCCAUCGCCUGGACUUCACCAUCAACCUGGAUGUGACCAGCUACAAGAAUGGCAAGCGUGAGACCCUAAAUCCCGAGGGCAGGGCCAUGCCGCCAGUCGUUUGGGGUCUGUACUCGGAGGGCUGCAGCAUUCGCAUUCUGAAUCCUUCCACCUAUUUGCCGGGCUUGCGACAGGUGUGCAGCAUACUGCAGGAGUUCUUCCACUGCUUGGUCGGGGCAAAUGUGUACCUAACGCCGCCGAAUAGCCAAGGCUUUGCACCGCACUACGAUGACAUCGAGGCCUUUGUGGUCCAAGUAGAGGGACGUAAGCGUUGGCGCUUGUACGAGCCGCCCCUUCAGUCCGAUCAGCUGGCCAGGAUCUCGUCGGGCAACUAUGAUCAGGAACAGUUGGGCGAGCCGAUACUCGAUGAGGUCUUGGAGGCUGGCGAUGUGCUAUACUUCCCCAGGGGCACCGUCCAUCAAGCCGUCACCGAGGAGGAACAGCACUCGCUGCACAUCACAUUGAGUGUGUAUCAGCAGCAGGCCUAUGCCAAUCUGCUCGAGAAACUAAUGCCCAUUGUGCUCAAAAAGACCGUGGAGCAGAGUGUGGCCCUGCGUCGCGGCCUGCCGCUGCACACUUUCCAUGUUCUGGGCGAGGCACAGAGAUCCAAUCAAAGCAAAUCACGCAAUCAGCUGGUGGAGGGCAUACAGAAAUUGGUGCGCAAACUUGUUCCCUCCGCUGAGGAUAUUGAUAAGGCAACCGAUCAGCUGGCCAAGAAGUUCCAGCACGAGGCACUGCCGCCGACCAUUUUGCCCGAGGAGAAACUGCGCACCGUUUUUGGCUCGCGCAGCACCACCGAUGAGCAGGGAAACUGCAUCUGCGACUACGAAUUCGACGCCAAGACAUCCGUGCGCCUGCUGCGCGCCAAUAUCCUGCGUCUGGUCACAGAGGACGAUGGCAGCGUGAGGAUCUAUCACCAUGUGGACAACGCCCUCGAGUACUGCAAGUACGAGCCCAUUUUCAUGGAGAUCCUGCCGGAGGAAGCGGCUGCCGUUGAGCUUCUCAUAUCUGCCUAUCCAUUCUACCUCACUGUCGGCCAGUUGCCACUGGAGACUGCGGCUCGGAAAGUGGAGGUCGUCACUGCGCUGUGGGAACGCGGUCUCCUGAUGACGGAGAAACCUUUUAGUCUGUAGAAAAUCAAGGGGAUAUCCCUAGAGAUCGUUAGGAAUUUAGGGUAUUACGAAAUUGCAAAAGAUCUUUAAGAUUUUAAAUCACUUUUGCGAGAACAGUCUGCAAUAGGUAAUGCACAACAAGCAAAAGAUCAGCAAAUCAGUAGGAAUCUUUAAAAAAAAUCAUAAAAUCAAUACAAAAUCUGGGAUAUGCUUUAGAAAUCCAGAAGUCAAUCUUAAGAAACCAAAAACGGUACCAAGCUGAUAUCAUCUAUAAGACCAGUUCUAAUAAUCUUUGUAAUCCUCAAGUUUUGCUGGAAACCCAAUCACAUUUGUAAUAUAUAAUAUAUCGUUUUGUUUAAA